AAAUCUCAAAACAAUUUAACUAAUUCUCUAUCCACAUUUCCUUUAGUUCAACUUUCGGAUUCGUCUAAUCAUAUUGAUGAUGAAAAUCGGACUGAAAAAUUAGAGAAAAGAAUUAGUGUUUUAGAAUUAUUUUUAAGAGAUUAUGUGAUUGAAGCGCAGCAAUUAGAUAAAAUUCAUAAAAAUCUUGAAGACGCUAAAGAUAAAUAA
This is a messenger RNA of Racocetra fulgida, 207 nucleotides long. The record is from the annotation of a GenBank genome assembly. NCBI's taxonomy places the organism in Eukaryota, Fungi, Glomeromycota, Glomeromycetes, Diversisporales, Gigasporaceae.